CGGCGCCAUGUGGAUAAAUAUGGAAAUGGAUUGAAGUUACAGUGAGUUUUUUUAAGGUUGAGUAUUUAGUUUGUUUACAAUUCAGAGCCAUUCUUUGUCGUUUGAGUUGUUCUCAUUUUUUUCUCACGUUUCAUAGCCGAUAAGUCAGCAUGAGUGCGGAAGAAAGCAAAAUUCAAAACAUUUGCAAUUGCUUGCAUAUUUUGACUAAUGAUAUCAAAAUUACGGAAUGUAUUGAAACAACUAGAUAUAAUGAAAAUGUCAAGGAUUCUUUCCCUCAUGAACUGAGAAGAAAUGUGCACCGGGCAUUCCAUAAGAUUGAAAAUUAUUCAGAAGUAAAGGCCUUUGUCACUGAAUAUAUUCAGCCUUGUUUCGGAGAGAAGUGUACAACCUGUGACUAUUUAAAAUUCCUUCAAUUAUGUUUGGUGCUUUUAAGGCUACUGAAGUUAACACUUUCAGAAGAGAGUGAAUUGACUUCUAAAAAGAGUGAUGCCUCAAAAUUGCCUAUUCCUAAAGAAUUACUUAAUAUGUCACAAAAAAAUGUUUUGAGAAAGAGUUUGCAAUUUGCUGUUUCCUUGGGCAUCUUGCCAAACUUAUUGAGAGGUAUUGGAAUUCCUUUAUGUAAACGUCUAAAACAUGCAAUAAUUUUGGAAUGCUUUGCAUCUGAAAGCACUCUUUAUCAAAAACAUAUACAAAUAGCUGUGUGCCUAGAUACCUUAAUAGGGUGUUUGGAAUGUGAAGCAAUGCAAAGUACCAUUUUAACAAGUCAUGGAACAGAUAUCUUAGCUGCUCUUUUGCAGCUGUGUCAUGCUCCUAUAAAGAAGGUUGAAAAUGCUGAGGAGUUAUCGACAGAGUUUCCACAAUCAGGUAAAUUAUGUUUUAAAUUCAUGCUUUCUGCUAUUAAAGAUGGCACAAAUCAUACUGAAGCACAAAUAAUCAACAUGAUGCUGGCCCAUCGAAAAUAUUUUGCUCCUCAUCUGGAAACUUUUCUGAAACAAAUAUGCCCAUCCCUAUUAAUGUGGGAACUUUUACUCUUUCAAGGGAUCCCAAUUAAAUUAGAUGGAUCAGAAGUAGCCAUGUCAAAGUCACCUCUUUGGUUGAGAAAAAUUUGCAAUCAAUUGUGGACUGAUAUGAUUCUUCAAAAUCAAGGAAUCGCAGAUUUAGUUCAAGUGGUUCUAGAUAAAGCUUAUGAUGCUGAUUACAGAACUGGUAAAGUAGAUACCACCAGAAUUGAAACUGUGGCUCGUUUGAUAACCUACAAUCCAGUACGGCACAUUUCUCUUGCUGAUUAUGCUCAACAAUUGUCAAAGCAGGUAUUUCAAUUGCUCCAUGUGAAAGGAUCGAAGAUGGAUGGACUCUUCAAAUAUCUUGCCUGCUGCAUUAUUCUUCAGUUUUGUGAACGGGAUAUAAAGUCUGCUGAGCAGCAUUUUCUUGUGAAAUUACUUAAGCCACUUUGGAACUGUGUUCGUCAACCAACAAAUUUGCAAGUGAAUGUUAUUGUCAAAGAAAUUGAAUUAACUACUUGCAUAGAAGAUUUGCAUCAGAUUUUUGGAUUUUCUUCACAUUGUCUGAGUCACAAGUACAUAAAGUUGCUCUUCCCAUUCUCUCAUUGCCUGUGUAACAUGUUUUUCUUUUUGCUCAGAGGAAAAUCUUCUUUAAAAACAAAGGUGAAAAACUUGAUUAAUAUUAUUCUCAAAAAUGCAACAGAUGAAGAAGCCUUAUCAUUGCUUCAUGCUGUAUCAUUUUCUAAUAAUAAGCAAUGUGGAGUUUACAUUACUAAAGUGAGUUUUGCCAAUGGUGAAGAUGGUGGCAUUGUGGCUGUCCAGAAGGUUGAAGAAGAUUUUCCUGAUGAAAUUGUUCGAUACCAUGCAAUUCUGGAUCUUCUCAGCGAACUGCAAAAUAAGAAUCUGAAUCGAUCUUAUAUAUUACUUGUCUUGAAGGAAUUUUGUACUUUUCAUUUGGAGUCCAAAGAUAAUGUAAUGGAUCCAGAAAAUAUAAAGGCUGGGAUUCUGUUUAAUGCUUUACUUCAAGAGUUAUCUGAAUGGAAUGUUGAUAUUGGAGAAGCUUUAAUGUCAAAUAUAUCUGAAGUUAUAGAUAUAUUAAUGACUUUGCUUGAAAGUAUCUGCAAUUGCCGGACUGAUGCAACAUUUUAUGAGAAAACUCUUUGGGUUGUGCUGAUGAUUUUGAAUUCAAUUUUAGAAAGUGAUGAUCAGCUUACUGCAGCUGACUGGUCUUCACUGAAAAAAUGUCUUCCUAGUUUGAAAAAACUUCAAAAAUCUGAUAUUGAUUCUGACUUAAAAGAAAUAAUAUUCAGUAUCAUCAUUCAUAUUGCUACUCAUGGUGCUGCUUGCAAAAAUGGCAUAGAAAUUGUAAAAGAUUUUGUGACAAAUUUUCCUGACCAUGCUAGUGUAGCUCUAAAGCCAAGUGAACAAAGUUUACUAGAUUUGGUAGAGAAAUUUGACCGAGAAUGCAAUCUGUCAGCUCAGUCUAUUAAGUCAAGACCUCCUUCAUGCAUUACAUCAUCUAGUGAAACAUGUUCCAAGGCAACAUCAUCAUCUGUCAAGCGCAGUCAAAGUGAAAAAGGUGUGCCAAAACAUAAUACUAAUUCUUCAAAAAAAUCUUCAGACUCUGCAAAAUCCUCUAAAUCAGAUGAAUCUGCAUCUAAGAAGAAAGAUUCACCUUAUAUGCUGGCCAUGAGAGAUGCAAGGACUAGUUUAGUACAUAUAAAAGGAAAUGGACUUAUUUCUUUAGUAAAUUUGCUUAAAGAGAAAGAUGAGGAAACUCUUCAAAAUAAAAAAGAAAUAUUGAAGAUUCUCAAAAAAAACUUGGAAGAUGAAGAUUCCCAUGUUUAUCUACCUGCCAUCCAAGGACUAUCAGCCCUUGGAGCUAUAGAACCUGACUUUGUUCUUCCUUAUGUAUUAAAUCAGUAUCAAUCCUGUGGAGAUAAGCAUAUUUUUUUGAAGUUUCAUGAAGUUCUUUUGAAAAUUUGCAAUGCCCUUGGAGAUUCACUGUCUAAAUAUAAGGACAUACUUCUUCAUGCUUAUUUAGCUGGAACUAAACGUGAUGAUCCACAAAUUCGUUCUUCAAGUCUUUCUAAUUUAGGCCAAGCUUGUAUGUUCUUGCAAUUCCAAAUAAGUAAUCAUUGGCUUCAAGAAAUAUUAAACUCUAUUUUGUCCUUCUUGAAAACUGACCCAGAUUUGGAAGUACGGCGUUGUGCCGUGAUGAUUUUCUAUCUCUUACUGAAAGGACUUGAUAAAGGUGUACUUUCUGGAUUGGAAAAUGAAAUGAAAACAAUUUACUCCCAAUUAAAGAUUAUAUAUAAUAGAGAAAAGGAUGAUGUGCUUCGUCAGCAUUCACAUAUGGCUUUAACAGAGAUAAAUGAAAUAAUAAAAAAGUUUAUGGCCCAGAAAGAUACUGUGUCAAAAGAAAUCCGUGUGCAACAAUGAACCUUUUAAACCUUUUGAGUGUUUUUUAAUAAGUUUGUUGUCAUUCUAAUGAAAACUUGUUAUGAUAAUUUACUUAAUAAAAUAUGAAUUUGCCAAAUA
Argiope bruennichi is the source of this 3542-nucleotide messenger RNA. Its product is annotated as transport and Golgi organization protein 6 homolog. Lineage: Eukaryota; Metazoa; Arthropoda; Arachnida; Araneae; Araneidae. Bases 150 to 3443 code for a protein of 1097 amino acids. The record is from RefSeq and is a predicted model, not a curated record. Gene Ontology annotation, biological process: protein secretion. The transcript has 19 exons.